Messenger RNA from Sinocyclocheilus anshuiensis, 3536 nucleotides. Its product is annotated as striatin-like. The coding region runs from base 155 to 2518 and encodes 787 amino acids. Gene Ontology annotation, cellular component: dendrite. The transcript is spliced from 18 exons. Gene Ontology annotation, molecular function: armadillo repeat domain binding; protein phosphatase 2A binding; calmodulin binding. Lineage: Eukaryota; Metazoa; Chordata; Actinopteri; Cypriniformes; Cyprinidae. The record is from RefSeq and is a predicted model, not a curated record.
ACGUCGUGGAGUGACAGCAGACAGCAGCAGCUCGCGGUUAGAGGAGCGCUGCAGCCCGUUUCCCGUUCGAGCACCGAGGCGGAUAUCGCAGCGAGCGAUCGGACGAAAUCCAGUGUCCGUGUGGUCGAUCAGACCUCCGAUUCCCGGCCUAGCCAUGGACGAGCAGGCGGGCCCCGGUGUGUUCUUCAACAACAACAACAACAACUCGGUUCUUCCCGGCGGAGCGAAAGCGCCUCAACCAGGCGACGGCGACGGAGAGACGGCCCGCGCUCAGUACAGUAUUCCGGGGAUUUUACACUUUCUGCAGCACGAGUGGGCCCGGUUCGAGGUGGAACAGGCGCAAUGGGAGGUGGAGCGGGCCGAACUGCAGGCUCAGAUCGCGUUCCUGCAGGGUGAGAGGAAAGGCCAGGAGAACCUGAAGAAGGAUCUGGUGAGACGGAUAAAGAUGCUGGAAUACGCUCUCAAACAGGAGCGGGCCAAACACCACAAGCUGAAGUACGGGACGGAGCUCAACCAGGGAGACAUGAAGCCACCCAGCUACGACUCGGAUGACGGCAACGAGAACGAGGCUCUUCCUGAACCGCCCAACAGUCAGCUGAGCUGGAAACAGGGACGACAGCUGCUGAGACAGUACCUGCAGGAGGUGGGCUACACCGACACCAUCCUGGAUGUGAAGUCGCAGCGGGUCAAAGCGCUGCUCGGUCUGACUGGAGACAGCGGAGAGAGACCCGGAGACAAGCGCACCGAGCCCAUGGUGAACGGGACCGAGCCGGCCUCGCUGAAGGACAGCACCACCACCAUGAUCGGUAAAGCGGAGAUGACGGAGUCCACCUCGGUGCUGGAAGCCUUCAAGUUCAUCGAGAAAGCUGCCGCAGAGUUCAGCGAUGAAGACGACGAUGAAGACAGCGAGGGACAGAACAAGACCAUCGUGGACCUCUCCACCAUGGUGAGGAGGAAGGUGUCUCCGUCUCCCUCCUCUUCCUCAGCUGACAUGAGCGACGACUUGGAAACGGAGGAGGUUCUGAAGGGCUUUGACUUCCUGGCCAAUAGUGAGGACAUGGAGGGUCCGUCUGAGGUGCCGUCCUCCGGAGAGCGAGCCGACUGGGAAAAGCAAGAGCAGAGCCCCUCGUCUGAGUCCUGGGACGUGGAUGAGGGUCUGAUCUCUAAACUCAAGGAACAGUACAAGAAGGAGCGCAAGGGCAAGAAAGGGGUGAAGAGGCCGAACCGCUGUAAGCUGCAGGACAUGCUGGCUACCCUGCGAGACGCGGAGGAUCUGUCGUGCAUCCAGCCUCCGGUGGCUCCUCCGGUCCGUCCCAGCCUGCCCCGCCUCAACGAGCCCCCGCUGGGACACACCGACGAGGUCGAAGCUCUGACGUUCCCCCCGUCCUCGGGAAAGUCCUUCAUCAUGGGGACAGACGAGGCGCUGGAGAGCGAGCUGGGUCUCGGAGAGCUGGCCGGACUCACCGUGGCCAACGAGGCCGAGAGUCUGUCCUACGACAUCACUAAUAAUAAAGAUGCCCUGCGGAAGACGUGGAACCCCAAGUUCACGCUCAGAAACCACUUCGAUUCGAUCCGCGGUCUUGCGUUUCACCCCGUCGAGCCGGUUCUGAUCACCGCGUCUGAAGAUCACACGCUCAAACUGUGGAACCUGCAGAAAACCGCCCCGACCAAGAAGUGCACCGUUCUGGAUGUGGAGCCCAUCUACACCUUCAGGGCUCACAGGGGUCCGGUUCUGUGUGUGGUGAUGAGCUCCAGCGGUGAGCAGUGUUUCAGCGGCGGUUUGGACGCCAGCAUUCAGUGCUGGAACACACCGAGCCCCAACAUCGACCCGUAUGACUCGUACGAGCCGUCGGUGCUGCGGGGGGCGCUGUCUGGACACACAGAUGCAGUCUGGGGUUUGGUCUACAGCUCGGCUCAUCACAGACUGCUGUCGUGCUCCGCAGACGGGACGGUGAGGCUCUGGAGCGCAGCGGAUACGACGCCCGCCAUCGCCGUCUUCAACCAGGACAAAGAGCUGGGCGUCCCGUCGUCGGUGGAUCUGGUCUGCAGUGAUCCGGCUCACAUGGUCACGGCCUUCACUAACGGCAGGUUGGGCAUCUUCAACAUGGAGACCCGACAGCUGGUGCUGGAGCUCGAGUCGCAAGCCGCCGGAAAACCUGAUGCGCCGUGUCAGAUUAAUAAAGUGCUCAGUCACCCGACGCUUCCCAUCACCAUCACAGCACAAGAGGACCGACACAUCCGAUUCUUCGACAACAACACAGGCAAGUUGAUUCACUCUAUGGUCGCUCAUCUGGAUGCUGUCACCAGUCUUGCAGUGGAUCCCAAUGGUCUCUAUCUGAUGUCUGGUAGUCACGACUGCUCGGUGCGUCUGUGGAACAUGGAGAGCAAGACGUGCAUCCAGGAGUUCACGGCUCACAGGAAGAAGUUCGACGAGUCCAUCAACGAUGUGGCGUUCCACCCCACCAAGUGCUACAUAGGCAGCGCGGGAGCCGACGCCCUCGCCAAAGUCUUCGUAUGACCUUCGACCUCCGACCAAAAACUGCUUCCACAAACUCGUGCGCGGUCAAACUCGAACGGGACGGGAGGGCUGAGACCGAGAUGAUCCGGGCAGGCCUGGGUGCUCGAGGGAAAGUCAACAAACACGGAGGAACGCCAGAGGAAGCUCCAAACAUCUCCGUUCAGCCUCACAGGAAGUUGGGUGCUUCCCACACUUCUGUAGUUUUAGUUCUCCUUGAGUUCCUCUUCUCCUCCGCCUCUCUGGAUUUCCCGUCUUGCGUUCGCUCCUUUUUAACGACGUGCCUUUUGCUUCAAAACGCGGAUCCUCUUUGAGGGAAAACGAACCCCGUCGAUGUUUUAAACUCACCAAAUGCAUCAAAUUAUUCGGACGGAAAGUAAAGUUCGGUUAAGUUUCUCACGCAGGGUCAAAAUCCUGAUCGGAUGCAGAUGAAAUGCAUUGAAUUCAAAGACUCAAAUUUAAUGCUUCUCUUGUCUGACGGACGAUCCUGUCAACAAUUAAAUCAAGUUGUACAUAAUAUUACAUAACUCAGAAAACGUACUAAAUUUCUACAUGUUUGUGUCCAAAUAUAAAUCCUCUAAACACUCCAAAGCCGUUCACCAUCAGGACGCACGUCUCGAUUCAGUGCUACGUUUAAUAUCUAAGCUGUUAUUUUACGCAUAAACCUGCAGUUUCUCCUGAGGGUUUGCAGUCGAACUCGCCUGUUCUGUGAAAACAUCUCAACAUUGUGAUGUUGAGACAAAAUCUCGAUCAUUUGACUAGAUUUAGAGCCGUUUCUGAAUAUUCGUUGAACUUAGUCAAAGUGAUAAUGCGCAAAAGUCUUAUAAUAGUUUGAAUGUGUUGCAGUUUUUGACAAGCUGUACUCGGAAGUCUAUAUUUGUCUGAAAUCUGUUGUAAUGUUUAUUUAUUUUUUGCCUUUUUUUUUUUUUACUUGUUUUGCCUGUAAUGCCAAAUGCAGUAGGAUUUAGCUUCAGGAAGGGACGAGCAGCUACGUUACGUACAUAAACACCUUCAUCUGGUU